This is a messenger RNA of Daktulosphaira vitifoliae (grape phylloxera), 2234 nucleotides long. It is a transcript of the gene Mer, whose product is annotated as merlin. The record is from RefSeq and is a predicted model, not a curated record. The transcript has 12 exons. Gene Ontology annotation, cellular component: apical part of cell; adherens junction; filopodium. Gene Ontology annotation, molecular function: actin binding; cell adhesion molecule binding. Gene Ontology annotation, biological process: positive regulation of protein localization to early endosome; regulation of cell shape; regulation of organelle assembly. Lineage: Eukaryota; Metazoa; Arthropoda; Insecta; Hemiptera; Phylloxeridae. Bases 142 to 2001 code for a protein of 619 amino acids.
ACAUUCCUUCAUUAGUGAAUCAGUUCAAAAUAAUGUGUUUACUUAUUUCUAGAUAUUUUUCUAAUGAUCAAAAAAUUUAUUUUACUUAUACAAUUUUAUUUCAUUUCUUAAUGUUACAAUUACGAUUAAUGUUUAUUAAUAAUGAAAGAUAAAAUGCCACCAUUUAAACGUAAGAAAUCUACAGGAAAAUCUUUUCCUGUAAAAGUUUGUACACUUGAUGCAGAAUUGGAAUUCAACUUGGAGUUAAAAGCUACAGGUAGAGACUUGUUCGAUUUAGUGUGCCGAACAAUAGGACUGCGAGAAACUUGGUAUUUUGGAUUACAAUAUGAAGACUCUAAAGGAUUUAUUGCAUGGUUAAAGUUAGAUAAAAAAGUUCAAGACCAAGGUAUUCCACAGCAAACAACUAUGCCUUUUAUGUUUCUUGCUAAAUUUUAUCCUGAAGAAGUAGCUGAAGAAUUGGUUCAAGAAGUUACUCAACAUUUAUUUUUUUUGCAAGUUAACCGUGCCAUUCUGUCAAUGGAUAUAUACUGUCCACCUGAAGCUUCUGUUUUAUUAGCUUCUUAUGCGGUGCAGGCUAAAUAUGGUGAUUAUGAUGAAGGAACAUAUAAACCAGGAAUGCUUGCUAGUGAAGAAUUAUUGCCUCAAAGAGUUAUUGAUCAAUAUCAAAUGACUGCAGAAAUGUGGGAAGAACGAAUCAAAGUAUGGUAUGCUGAUCAUCGAGGAAUGUCCAGAGAUGAGGCUGAGAUAGAAUAUCUUAAAAUUGCUCAAGACUUGGACAUGUAUGGUGUUAACUAUUUUCCCAUUAGUAAUAAAAAAGAUACAGAUUUAUGGCUUGGAGUUACAGCUUUAGGUCUUAAUAUUUAUGAAAAAGAAAAUAAAUUGACUCCUAAAACAACAUUCCAGUGGUCAGAAAUUAGACAUGUUAGUUUUGAUGAUAAGAAAUUUACUAUUAAACCAGUUGACAAGACAUCACCAAAUUUUAUAUUUUUUUCCCAUAAAGUUAGGAUGAAUAAAUUGAUUUUAGAUUUAUGCAUAGGAAAUCAUGACCUUUUUAUGAGACGACGUAAACCAGAUUCAAUGGAAGUACAACAAAUGAAAACUCAAGCAAAGGAAGAAAAAUCAAGGCGUCAAAUUGAACGCAAUAAAUUGGCACGUGAAAAACAAUUGAGGGAAAUUGCAGAAAAAGAAAAGGCCAUCAUGGAGCAAAGAUUGUUACAGUACCAAGAAGAAAUCAGAUUGGCCAAUGAAGCAUUAAGACGAUCUGAGGAAACAGCUGAUUUACUAGCAGAAAAAUCACGAGUUGCUGAAGAAGAAGCAAUGCUACUUGGUCAAAAAGCUUCUGAGGCUGAGCAUAAAAUAACACAAUUUCGUUUAACUGCUUUGAAAACUGAAGAAGAAAAAGUUAGUUUGGAACGUAAAACUCGUGAAGCAGAACAAUUGACAGCACGUUUGGUGGAUGAAUCUGAAAAACGAGCAGCAGAAGCAAAUAAACUCAAAGAAGAAUUACUGAGGGCGCGUGUUGCAGAAAAACAAGCUAAAGAAAAGCUACUUGAGUUCCUGUCUAGAAAUGCCUAUAUUAAUACAAGUGUUUCAAGUUUAUAUUCAGUAUCUAGUAGUUCUGUACUUGAUUUACCAACUGAUCUUCAUGCUCUAAGAUUGAAUUCAAAUUCACCAUCACUGACUCUUGGUCAUACUUCUCCACCAACAUUGACUAACCAUCAUUUACCAUCAUAUGACUUAAUAGCUGAAAAUGAUAUGGAACAGCUUUCAUUAGAAAUAGAAAAAGAAAGGGUUCAAUAUUUAGAAAAAAGCAAACAUCUUCAAGAUCAACUACGGGAUUUGAAAACUGAAAUAGAAGUAUUGAAAGUUGAUGAAAAACAGUGUGAACUUGACAUGUUACAUGAUGAACAAGUGAGAUUAGGUGAAAACAAAUACUCAACAUUAAAAAAGGUAAAGUGUGGAUCAACUAAAGCCCGUGUAGCAUUUUUUGAAGAGCUAUAACACUUAAAUAUUGAAUCUCUGAACUAAAAAUGUGAAAUUAUUUUAUUCUCAACUAUAUGUAUUUACAGACGAACAAAGUUGAUAUUAUUUUUAUAAUAUUUAACUAUAACUGUACUUUUUAAUAAGGAAUAGUUAAUAAAAGAAAAUAUUCAAUGUAACUAUUAUUUAAAAAAUGUGUAAUUGUACUACAUUCUGAAACAGGGUGCUAAUAAAUAAUAUUAAUCAAAUGUUAA